AUGGCGGCCCUGAAAAUGUUGAUAAUUUCUUCCUUUCUACUUUUUGCAAUAUUGGGGGUGGAAUCCUCCGUUCCUGUACUCCUAUGGGGGUCAGAGAGUCUUUCCUCGCUGCCUAUUCCAUUGGCUGGACACAGUGUUUCCAGUAAUGCAUUCCAGAAAAACUACCUUGAGAAGCUGACACCCUGCCAGAACUGUGAUAAGAAAAAUCUAGUGGUGUUUGUGCAAGACAAGUUGAGUGUCGAGGACUUCACCCACUAUGGCCAUGUCUUUGAAGACACAGAGGAAGGUGGCAUUUUCCAUAAUGUUAAGUCGUACAUGGGAUCGCACCCUUCCUUGACCCUCUCCUCGGUACACCUACCGGCUGAUUCCAUCAAUCAACUCCAGAAGAAGUUUGAGACUGUUCGAGAGGUCCACCUACCAAGGGAUGAUGUUUCGUCGGUGAAACCUGCUGGGUCGAACAAUCUGCUUGUGGUGCAUCUACCUGAUACACACGGUAGUGGACGUGUGGAGAACAAUCUCAAGGGAAAUGAUGGCCACAUUUCCCGUAUACUGAAGCGAUACUCUGAGGCCGGUGUCCCCUACACAGCUAUGUACACAGCCAGAGAAUCGUCAAAGAUGUCUACAAAUGGAGCCGUUUUUGCACAAGGGCGCCAUCUUUUGGCUGCGAAGAAUGAAACUGGUACUGUCGUCGGUGUGAAGGAUUGUAUGCUGCUGUACUACAAAAAGGCAUCCAUCACUCUCAUUCCAGCAGGAACAAAAAAUACUGAAUCUGUUACGACACAACUUGUCGGAAAGCCGGACAGUUCUAAAUCAGAAUGUAGCAAUACAUCCACUGCAAAUAACAUCAUGGUACUGACCUGGGCUAACCAGGGACAGAAUGUCAGUGAUAUAACUAUCAGUAUGGCGUUCAACUCGACUAAAUCUGGCUACUGGCUCAUCACGAAGAUGCUACUCUCAUACACAAGCCAGAACGGGAGCCUGUCCGGCAUUGAGAUGAAUGGGAAAGAAAUCUUUGCUUGGAAGGGCUAUUCAUACCAUUGCACCAAGGUUCCCAAAAUCAUGCAAAACAAGCGAAGCAACGAUACCAGUCGUGCCCAUCUAGUCUUUGAAGGUUUUCAGAUUCAACCAAUUGCCCUGAAGAAAAAUAAGUUCGGAUAUGCGAACGAUUGUAUCGGAUUCUUCACCAUUCCAAUCUGGUCUGGUCUCGUUACGAUGUUGCUUCUGAUUGGAAUUUUAUCAUUCGGAAUGUAUAUGAUGGUGAUGAUCAACACCCAGGAUAGAUUUGAUGAUCCUAAAGGAAAGACUAUAACAGUGACAGCAGAUGAUAGCAAAUAACAAUGCUUCUGUUUAGAUCAAUUUGACAUCGGUUAUCAUAGAUGUACAAACAGUUUCAGUGUUAAAGGGGAACGGGGGGCCAUAGGCAGGAGCUUGUAGUUGAAACUGAUGGUCUUCAGGUGACUAAUAUGAGCAGUUGGGGCUGGAUCAUGUCUGAUUCAGCCAUGAAUAUGAUCCUUGCAUAAGCGCAAAUGGUUUUGAUGUACUGUGUGAGGAGAGACCUCUGUGUGACUGUGUGUAUUAAUCUGACCACCUGGUUUCUGCCUGUAGUUUCCCUUUAAGUUUAAAGCAUCUAUCCAAGUGUAUGGCAAACUCGUUUCUUUAACAAACUCGAAAAUUUGGUAGCUAUUUGUCAUUAUUUUCUUGCCCAAUAAGAACAAUACAGUGUAUCGUCUUCUAGACGGUUCGCUACAUGUACUUGUCAGUGGACAAAAUGUUAGAUUUAGUGUCAACCUGUGUUACAUUCCAAAAACUCAUGUUAGCAAGCUUCUGUAAAUACAGAAUAUAGAUAACCCAACGGUUGUAUUAGACACAUUUAUUCCAAUGUUGUGACGGCUUGAUGUUCUCUUUAAGGUUAUUACUAGAUCUGUCAACUCAUCAAAGUUAGAUUGUAAGUAGAGAGUAUCUGAUCUAAAAACUAUUCCUACAAAAAUGUCAGUUUAUGCUGUCCAGAAGCACCCAUGUGCAUAUUUCAACCUCAGCUGAAGUAUUGUAGAAAUGAAAAUGUACAAAUUAGUAAUUUAUCAUCAAUAAAUGUGAUAUGUAGUGCA
Lineus longissimus is the source of this 2105-nucleotide messenger RNA. RefSeq names its product V-type proton ATPase subunit S1-like. Bases 1 to 1335 code for a protein of 444 amino acids. The record is from RefSeq and is a predicted model, not a curated record. The transcript is spliced from 9 exons. Lineage: Eukaryota; Metazoa; Nemertea; Pilidiophora; Heteronemertea; Lineidae.